Carya illinoinensis is the source of this 772-nucleotide messenger RNA. RefSeq lists its product as uncharacterized. Lineage: Eukaryota; Viridiplantae; Streptophyta; Magnoliopsida; Fagales; Juglandaceae. The transcript has a single exon. The record is from RefSeq and is a predicted model, not a curated record. Bases 226 to 495 code for a protein of 89 amino acids.
UGGUAUUGCUGAUCGAUGGGUUUUCCCAAACUUCGGCGGGCCUUUCCAAGCAUCCGACUUUCCAUCACUCUCCCUCUAUAAAAUAGGCUCCUCCAUAUGUUUGCCACAUGAAUCACAUAAUCCUUAAUUCUUCGACCAGUUUCGAUUAGUUGCUACACAGAGUUUCCCAUUCGUUUUAAUUUCUCUAAUUUCAAGAGCAAAUCAGAGUCUUGUGAAAAGUAGAAGAUGAGUUCAACAAGCAGAGCUAUUGUAGCAGCCAGCGUCGGAGUUGUGGAGGCCAUGAAAGACCAGAUGGGUAUAUGCAGGUGGAAUUAUAUUAUAAGAUCCGCUCAGCAAAGUACAAAGAACAAUCUCCGCUCCUUAUCUCAGGCAAAGAAUCUCUCCUCUUCAACUUCUGCAGUGGUUUCAAGCAAAGUAAGAGAUCAGGAGAAAAUGAAGAAGUCAGAAGAGUCUUUGAGGACCGUCAUGUACUUGAGCUGUUGGGGUCCCAAUUGAGGCUUUGGUCAGCAGAAGAAAGCGAGCCAGUGAGUUCUUGGAGAACGUCAUUGCGGGAAGGAAGCCGGCCAAAAUUAUACAAACGGUAUACUCUGUACAUGGCACGGCAGUGAGAAUGUCAGGCCGUGUUGGUCAUGACUCAUGUCUCAAGGGGGGAAAUUGUUGACUGAGAAUGGAGUAUUUAGUUGAUGCGAAAUUAUAUUUGUUAAUGUAAAAGCUGUUGUACAUUGGCAUAUUCUUAUGUCGACAGAAUUUAACUCAAUUAAGUUGUGUUUAA